Messenger RNA from Paramecium sonneborni, 222 nucleotides. Lineage: Eukaryota; Ciliophora; Oligohymenophorea; Peniculida; Parameciidae. The record is from the annotation of a GenBank genome assembly.
AUGUAAUAUUUAUGGAUACUUUGUUAUCCCUCAAUAUCCAUCUUUAUUCACAGUAAUAGGAAUUAUAAAAUAUAUUUUAUGAUAGAUUAGAAAUUCAUUAUUGGUUGGAGAAUGAUAGGUAUUGAAAUUAUGACAGAUUAUUGCACUGAUAAUUGCUUAUUCUGUGAUAUAUAGGUUUCUUGUUAAUCAUUCAUUCAUAUAAUAUAAAUAAAAAACUUGUGA